This is a messenger RNA of Nestor notabilis (Kea), 1040 nucleotides long. It is a transcript of the gene SPOUT1, whose product is annotated as chromosome unknown open reading frame, human C9orf114. Gene Ontology annotation, molecular function: miRNA binding. Gene Ontology annotation, cellular component: mitotic spindle; kinetochore; spindle pole centrosome. The annotation marks the transcript as partial. NCBI's taxonomy places the organism in Eukaryota, Metazoa, Chordata, Aves, Psittaciformes, Psittacidae. Gene Ontology annotation, biological process: miRNA processing; maintenance of centrosome location. The record is from RefSeq and is a predicted model, not a curated record. The transcript has 10 exons.
GGCGGCGCUACACGCUGAGCGUGGCCCUGCCGGGCUCCAUCCUGAACAACGCCCAGUCGCUGGAGCUGCGGACGUACCUCGCGGGGCAGGUCGCUCGUGCCUGUGCCGUCUUCUGCGUGGACGAGAUCGUAGUGUUCGACGAGCACGGAGAGGAUGUGAAGAGUGUGGAGGGGGAUUUUGAAGGAAUUGGGAAGAGAGGCAAGGCUUGCGUGCAGCUGGCUCGGAUCCUGCAGUACUUGGAGUGCCCUCAGUACCUGAGGAAAUCCUUUUUUCCAAAACAUGAGGAUCUGCAGUUUGCAGGGCUGCUCAACCCCCUGGACAGCCCCCACCACAUGCGGGUGGAUGAGGACUCAGAGUACCGGGAAGGUGUAGUGUUGGACCGGCCAACUAAGCCAGGCAGAGGCUCUUUUGUCAACUGUGGGAUGAGGAAGGAGGUGCAGAUCGACAGACAGCUGAACCCUGGUCUGCGAGUCACCGUGCGCCUGGAGGAGCCCCAGAAGCCAGAAGCUAAAGUGCGGAAAGGCACCGUGGUGUCCUCGCAGCACCCCCGGACAGUCUCGGGCUUGUACUGGGGUUACAGCGUCCGCCUUGCCUCCUGCCUGAGUGCUGUGUUUUCGGAGUGCCCCUUCAAGGAAGGCUACGAUCUCUCUAUCGGGACCUCAGAGCGGGGCAGCUCCGUGGACGAGGCCACUCUCCCUCCCUUCAGACAUGCCCUUGUUGUGUUUGGAGGUCUCGAGGGUUUGGAAGCUGGAGUUGACGUGGACCCCAACCUGGAGGUCACUGACCCAAGUGUCCUGUUUGACUUCUACCUGAACACGUGUCCCAGCCAGGGCAGCAGAACCAUCCGGACAGAGGAAGCUCUGCUCAUCUCUCUCUCUGCGCUGAGGCCCCACAUCCAGGAGGCUGUGAAGACACUGGCGACAGCUGAGGGCAGGAAAGCCACAGACCCUGCUGCUCAAGGCUUCAUCCUCCCCAACAGCAGGAAGGGCUGGAGCUUCAGUUGGACCUCAGUGCUAAAGCCCGUCAGCACAGCUCAUUAG